This is a messenger RNA of Eurytemora carolleeae, 684 nucleotides long. RefSeq names its product chromobox protein homolog 1-like. Gene Ontology annotation, biological process: chromatin organization; negative regulation of transcription by RNA polymerase II. Gene Ontology annotation, cellular component: nucleus; pericentric heterochromatin. Lineage: Eukaryota; Metazoa; Arthropoda; Copepoda; Calanoida; Temoridae. The transcript is spliced from 6 exons. The record is from RefSeq and is a predicted model, not a curated record. Gene Ontology annotation, molecular function: chromatin binding. The coding region runs from base 27 to 518 and encodes 163 amino acids.
AUUCCGGUUCCUAAAUCCUAAGGGAAAUGUCUGAGGAAAUUGAAGGAGACGAGUUUAUUGUUGAUAAAAUCCUGGAUAAGAGAUCUAGGAAUGGAAAGAUCGAGUAUUAUCUCUCAUGGAAGGGGUUCGGUCCUGAGGAGAAUACCUGGGAACCCAAGGAAAACUUGGACUGUCCAGAUCUGAUUAAAGGUUUUGAGGACAAACUCAAGCAAAAGAAAAUUGAAGGGAGCAAAGGUGGAAAGCGUAAAGGAGGGGAGGAAGGAGGACCUCUAGCUAAGAAGAAGCACCCAGAGGAAGAGGCCAAACCUCGAGGUUUCGACAGAGGACUCCAGCCUGAGCGUAUUAUCGGCGCAACUGACUCCUCUGGCGAGUUGAUGUUCCUGAUCAAGUGGAAAGGGAACGACGAGGCUGAUCUUGUACCGGCACGCCAGGCAAACGCUAAGUGCCCCCAGGUUGUCAUCCAAUUCUACGAGGAGAGGCUAUCCUGGCACACUUCGUCUUUGGACGAGGACGACUAGAGGCUCUUCCUGACAUCUGGACGAUCAUUAAUUCCUAUCGGACGAUCAAGCAUUUUAAUUGUAAUUGUUAUGAUUUAAUCAAACCACAUCACAUAACACAUGGUCCUAUGAUAACUAAAUUAUAAUUGCAGAGAAAAUCUUCGGAAGUUUGAAAUAUGUCGAAAGU